Molecule: messenger RNA, 504 nt
Organism: Emiliania huxleyi CCMP1516
Lineage: Eukaryota; Haptophyta; Isochrysidales; Noelaerhabdaceae
Exons: 2
Molecular function (GO): protein binding
Source: RefSeq, a predicted model, not a curated record
AUGCUCGCUCGCUACCUGGCGCUGCGCCAAGACCUCGACCGCCACCACACGCGUCGGCGCGGUGGCGCGUCUGCCGCCGCCGCCGACGCGAGCGCACCAGCUCCCGGCACGGCACCGCCGCCGCCACCGGCCGCCAACGCCAAGGCUGCGCGCCAGCUGAACCGCCUGCUGAGCCAGCUCGCCAAGCGGAAGCAGCUGAGCACCUGCCGCUCCACAUUCGCCGCGGGUGCCGCCGCCGGCACGGUGGACGCGUGGUCGCACGCGAUCCUGAUCAACGCGUACGCAAACUGCGGCGACGGUGCGAGCGCGCUCAAGGCGCUGGGCGAGAUGCGAGCGUGCGGCCACCGCCCGUGCGUCUUUUCGUACACGGCUGCGCUCAAGGCGCCGUGCGGCGAGGGAAACCUCGAGGCGGCGAGUGCGUUGCUCGGCGAGAUGGAGGCCGACUUUGCGGCCGCCGCGGCGGAGGAGGACCCGGCUGGCGCGGGUCGGACGGACGGCGGCGCG